Messenger RNA from Boleophthalmus pectinirostris (great blue-spotted mudskipper), 2376 nucleotides. It is a transcript of the gene nlgn1, whose product is annotated as neuroligin 1. Gene Ontology annotation, cellular component: postsynaptic specialization membrane; synapse; cell surface. Lineage: Eukaryota; Metazoa; Chordata; Actinopteri; Gobiiformes; Gobiidae. The record is from RefSeq and is a predicted model, not a curated record. Gene Ontology annotation, molecular function: neurexin family protein binding; signaling receptor activity. The transcript is spliced from 10 exons. Gene Ontology annotation, biological process: presynaptic membrane assembly; postsynaptic membrane assembly; chemical synaptic transmission. Bases 250 to 2376 code for a protein of 708 amino acids.
AAGCUGGACGAAAACGACCCGGUAGUCACCACGACGUACGGCCGACUCCGCGGCGUCAAGAAAGAACUCAACAACGAGAUUCUGGGCCCCGUGGUGCAGUUUUUGGGAGUCCCUUAUGCGGCGCCCCCAACCGGCGAGCGAAGAUUCCAACCGCCGGAACCUCCUAUAUCGUGGCCGGAGAUCCGCAACGCCACCCACUUCGCCCCGGUGUGCCCGCAAAGCAUCGUGGAGGGCCGACUACCAGACGUGAUGCUGCCCGUGUGGUUCACCAAUAGCAUGGAUGUCGUGUCCAGCUACGUCCAAGAUCAGAGCGAGGAUUGCCUAUAUUUGAACAUCUAUGUACCCACGGAAGAUGGUCCCCUUACAAAGAAACACUCAGACGAUAGUGAUUCUAGUGACCGCACUGACGAUGAAGACAUCAGGGAGAGCGGAAGCCCCAAGCCCGUUAUGGUCUUCAUCCACGGGGGAUCGUACAUGGAAGGCACCGGGAACAUGUUCGAUGGAAGUAUCCUGGCUAGCUACGGCAACGUCAUCGUCAUCACCGUCAACUACAGACUCGGCGUUCUAGGGUUCCUGAGCACCGGGGACCAGUCGGCCAAAGGGAACUACGGCCUCCUGGACCUGAUCCAGGCUCUGCGCUGGACCAGUGAGAACAUCGCAGCGUUUGGAGGAGACCCGCUCAGGAUCACAGUGUUCGGGUCUGGAGCCGGCGCCUCCUGUGUCAACCUGCUCACCCUGUCCCACUAUUCUGAGGGUCUGUUCCAGCGUGCCAUCGCUCAGAGCGGCACGGCCCUCUCCAGCUGGGCGGUGAGCUUCCAGCCGGCUAAAUACGCACGGAUGCUCGCCCGGAAGGUGGGCUGUAACCUAGAGGACACGUUGGAGCUGGUGGCCUGCCUGCAGAAGAAGCACUACAAGGAGCUGGUGGAUCAGGACAUCCAGCCCGCGCGCUACCACAUCGCCUUUGGACCCGUCAUCGAUGGAGACGUGAUCCCAGACGACCCCCAGAUACUCAUGGAACAAGGUGAAUUCCUCAACUAUGACAUCAUGCUGGGGGUGAACCAGGGCGAGGGGCUGAAGUUCGUGGAGCUCAUCGUGGACAAUGAGAACGGCGUCCAGGCCAACGACUUUGACUACGCCGUGUCCAGUUUCGUGGACGAUCUGUACGGGUAUCCGGAGGGCAAAGACAUUCUCCGCGAGACCAUCAAGUUCAUGUACACGGACUGGGCGGACAGACACAACCCCGAGACCAGGCGAAAGACCCUCCUGGCUCUGUUCACGGACCAUCAGUGGGUGGCUCCUGCUGUGGCCACUGCAGAUCUACACUCCAGCUUCGGCUCGCCCACGUACUUCUACGCCUUUUACCACCACUGUCAGACGGAGCAGGUUCCUCCUUGGGCCGACGCGGCACAUGGCGACGAGAUCCCCUACGUGUUCGGCCUGCCCAUGAUCGGACCCACGGAGCUGUUCCCCUGUAACUUCUCCAAGAACGAUGUCAUGCUCAGCGCUGUGGUCAUGACCUACUGGACCAACUUCGCCAAGACUGGUGACCCAAACCAGCCGGUGCCCCAGGACACGAAGUUCAUCCACACCAAACCCAACCGCUUUGAGGAGGUGGCCUGGACCCGCUACAACCAGAAGGACCAGCUGUACCUGCACAUCGGACUCAAGCCCCGCGUCAAGGAGCACUACAGGGCCAACAAGGUGAACCUGUGGCUGGAGCUGGUCCCACAUCUGCACAGUCUGAACGAGGUCACGCAGCUCAUCCCCACCACCACCAAGGUCCCUCCGCCCGAGACCACCAACCGCAGCCCCAAGCCCAAACUCCAGGCCCCCAAGCGCGCCAACCCGACCCCCUUCCCCACGGAGACCCAGGGCAGCCACAACCAGCCCCACCUGGUCGACCAGCGCGACUACUCCACCGAGCUGUCCGUCACCAUCGCGGUGGGCGCCUCCCUCCUCUUCCUCAACAUCCUCGCCUUCGCCGCGCUCUACUACAAGAAGGACAAGAGGCGGCACGACGUCCACCGGCGCUGCAGCCCUCAGAGGAACGCCGCCAACGACCUCGCCCACACCCAGGAGGAGGAGAUCAUGUCCCUGCAGAUGAAGCAACACUCGGAGCUGGAGAGGGACUGCCGCGGGGACUCCCUGCACCCUCACGACGUGGUGCUGAGGACUGCCUGCCCGCCGGACUACACCCUGGCCAUGAGGAGGUCCCCGGAUGACAUACCGCUAAUGACGCCCAACACCAUCACCAUGAUCCCGAGCAGCAUGGGCGGGCUGACGUCGCUGCACUCCUACAACACCUACCCGAGCAGCGGGCAGAACAACACGUUGCCCCACGCGCACCCGCACUCACACUCCACCACCCGGGUAUAG